Messenger RNA from Hibiscus syriacus, 1490 nucleotides. RefSeq lists its product as uncharacterized. The transcript is spliced from 2 exons. Bases 14 to 1462 code for a protein of 482 amino acids. Lineage: Eukaryota; Viridiplantae; Streptophyta; Magnoliopsida; Malvales; Malvaceae. The record is from RefSeq and is a predicted model, not a curated record.
UUUCAGAGCGAAAAUGGAAUUGGGACCGAAAAUCGCAUUCCCUCAAUUUAUCGUCGUCCAAUCCAACGACAAGACUGAUUACCUGAGCUAUACACGUGGGGGUGACACUGAUGGAUAUCUCAGGUUCUUCGAAUAUCAUGUUCUGAACCCGUACGCCAAGUUUGAAGUGGAGUUUUCGACAAACGACAUGGUGCACAUAAGAAGCUGUCAGAACAACAAAUAUUGGGAACGAACCAAAAAUCUUUCCCUCACCGGAAGCACCAGCAGCCAGUACUGGAUUACCGCCACCGCCGGCAAGAAGGAGGAAGAUCAAUCCAAGGAGUCAUGCACUUUGUUCCAGGUUAUCUUUGUCAACGCCGCCCAGAAUACGGUCCGAUUCAGGCAUGUCCAAUCAGGAUGCUAUUUAUGCUUAUGGAGGUGGGACAAUCCGACAUACACUUGUUCUGUGUUGGCAAACUACAAGACUUAUGAUGGUCAAAGCGGUGAUAUCUUCACGAUUGUUGAUUGGAGUUCGUUGGUGAUUCUGCCCAAGUACGUAGCCUUCAAAGGAGACACCGGAAAGUACUUGGCUCUUCGUUCUAUUGAAGGCCACGAGUAUUUGCAGUUUAUAACAGAGGAUAUCGGUGAUCCAACCGUGGCAUGCGAGGUUCUUCAAAUGAGUGAUGGAACCAUCCAGAUCUGGCAAAUUUCUAACCGCCGCUGGUGGAGGCGUAGCCCAAAUUGGAUAUGGGCAGAUCUUUUUGACAUUCUCCCCUACCAAUUCAAGGAAUGCACGUUUAGCCCUGUAAAAGUUGACGAUCAGACCAUAGGUCUUAUCAACAUGGGCAACAAUUAUUUCUGCAAAAGACUCACAACCGAAGGCAAAACGGACUGCCUUAAUGCAGCAGUCACCACUCUUACAAAAGAAGCCCACCUAAAGGUGGAAGAGGCUGUGUUGACGAGAGAAAUUUACGGUGUCAAAUACGAUCUCGAUAAAUCCAGGGUCUACGACGAAACAAUCCUCAGCUUAGAUGAGAGGACUUCUGUGAACGAAACCCAACAAUCAUCCACCUUAGAUGUGCCGCUCUCGUAUGAAGAUACCAGGACUAGUUCUUGGAACACUGAUCUUUCACUAAUGUUGGGUCUGGCAUCCACGAUGGAGUUCAAAAUUCCACUCAUCUAUGACGGAAAAAUUGAACUAUCCGGUCAAUUUGAAUCAAGUAUCGAGUGGGGAAAUGUCACCACGGUGACCGCACUUGUAGAAACUGUACACAAAGUUACUGUGCCACCAAUGACUGAGGCCGCGGUUACUGCCAUGGGAACAUACGGUAAGUGCGAUGUCCCCUUCACAUUUCUGCAGAGGGACACUCUUUUCGAUGGGAGAACCGUCUUAUCUGAAGUUCAAGGCGGCGUUUUCACCGGUGCCAAUUACUACAGCGUCAACUUUGUGACCAGAAACAAGAAGCUGGAGCAGGAGCAGUGAGUCAAGGAAUGUGUCUGCGAGUAAAAUA